AUGCCCACGCCCUCCAAAUGCAGGCUGCUGCCGCGGCCAGUCCAGCUUCUACUCAUUCUUGCAGGCGCAGCAGCCAUGGCCGGGGCUGAAGAACUAGCCGAGCAGCUGCCGAUCACACGUCCGGGCUGCCCUGACAAGUGCGGCAACCUGAGCAUCCCGUUCCCCUUCGGCCUGAUGCCCGGCUGCUUCCGCGAGGGCUUCCAGGUCAUCUGCGACCACUCCGUCGACCCCCCUCGAGCGUUCCUCGCCGACACCGAUAACAACCGCAUGACGGUCACCGACAGCGACGCCUCGGCGGCCUCCGACGCCGCCGCCUAUCUGGGGUUCAACACCUCGUAUUUUCCGGUGGAGCUGGUGGACAUGUCAGCCGACAUGAGCCAGGCGCGGGCGUACGGCCCCAUCACGUCCGGCUGCAGCACCAACAGCACCCAGUACAGGUUCCAAACUCAGGCCAUGACGCUCGGCGUCACGCAGGGGCCGUUCGCCGUGUCGCAGACGCUCAACGUCGUCGUCGGCGUGGGCUGGAGGGUCGACGUCGCCAUGGACGGCUCGAGCACGCUCGCCUGCAGCACUGGCACGGGGCGGGAGCUCGCGGCGAGGAACGGGUCGUGCGCGGGGCAGGGCUGCUGCGAGGCCGCCCUGCCCCCGGAGCCGGUGUACGGCAGCGUCCAGCCGGGGCUCGUGGUCCCGAACGAAAACGCCCUGUGGAGGUCCAGCCCGUGCUCCUACGCCAUGGUGGUCGAGAAGUCGCGCUACGUCUUCUCCACGCCGGACCUGUACGGCGACACGCUGCUGAUGGAGAGUUUCCCCGUCGUGCUAGACUUCGCCAUCGUCGGGAACGCCUCGUGCCCGGCGAAAGGCCAGCGGCCACCUCCGGACUACGCGUGCGCCAGCAGCAACAGCUACUGUGUCAACGCCACGGUUGGCCUCUCCGGCUAUGCACUCAGCUACGUGUGCAAAUGCUCGGAGUACUACGAGGGCAACCCUUACAUCGCCAAUGGAUGCCGAGACAUCGAUGAGUGCAAGUUCCCGGAUCUAUACUACUGCUCGAGCAAAGGCAUAUGCAAGAACAGGCCGGGAGGAUAUGACUGUCCAUGCAAGCCAGGAAUGAGAGGCGAUGGGAAAUUGGGACAGUGUGUGGAGAAAUUUCCCAUUGUAGCCAAGGCGAUUGUGGGUAUCAUUGGUGGUAUUUCUAUCAUAGUGGUUAUAUCAUUCCUAGUUCUUCUCCGCAAAGAGAGAAGGAAGACCAGGGAGUUGUACGAAAAGAAUGGUGGACCUACACUAGAGAGAGCAAAAAAAUAUUAA
Molecule: messenger RNA, 1305 nt
Organism: Triticum turgidum subsp. durum (durum wheat)
Lineage: Eukaryota; Viridiplantae; Streptophyta; Magnoliopsida; Poales; Poaceae
Source: the annotation of a GenBank genome assembly